CGUUUCUGUUGUUUUGUACUCCGAAGUGACUCCUAAAAAUCUACGGAGUGUAACUUGAGCCUAGAUCCAUCUCAGUCUGCUCCAAAUUCGCUUCCCCGGCACAUUCGCGCUCACUGGCACGGGCCACGCGUCUCGUCGGAUAUCCUUGAUCUGCUCGCUCUAUGGCAAAGAAGAAGAGCGGGAAGGAGCCAACCAAGGUCUCUGCGAAAGCAUCGAAGAAGGCAAAGGCUGCCCAAAAAAUCGAGCGGAAGGAGAAGAAGAAGGCCGUCAAGACGAAGGACGAGUUUGACGACGACGAUCAGGAUCUCGAGAGCAUCCUUGACAAGAUCCAACGGGAGUGGGAGGAAGCACACAAGGUCACCGAGGAGCUUGUGGAGGGACCACCGAGUCGGCGCGCGAACGCAACCCUCACCCCAUGCCCGAACGGAAACCACCUGUGGUGUAUCGGAGGAGAGUUCUUUAGUGAAGAUGGGAAGGCUCACUUCUAUGGGGAUGUAUACCGCUACUCGCCGGAGAAGAACGAAUGGCGCAAGUUUGUUUCCCCAACAUGUCCUGGUCCGCGUUCUGCCCACGCCGUUGUAGCCACUCCCGCAGGCGGCGGGAAGCUUUAUCUUUUCGGAGGAGAGUUCUCCUCAUUAUAUCAGAACUCAUUCCACCACUAUCGCGACUUUUGGUGUUUCGACAUCUCGACGCAUACGUGGGAGCGCAUCGAAACGAAGGUUCGACCAUCUGCGCGUUCGGGUCAUCGAAUGGCCAUGUGGAAGCACUACAUCGUGCUAUUCGGCGGGUUCUAUGACCCCGGAAUCAAAACGAAUUACCUGAGCGACUUGUGGCUCUUCGACACCCAAGAAUACAAGUGGAAGCAGGCGGAGUUCAAGGACACUGAAAGGCGGCCAUCACCACGGAGUGGGUUCUCGUUCUUGCCGACACCAGAUGGCAUUCUUUUGCACGGUGGAUACUGCAAGGAGUACGUAAAGGGUCAGCGACCCGUCGGUGUUAUGCUCGACGACACUUGGUUCCUUCGAAUGACGCUCAGUUCCGAAACGCCUACGACGGGCAGGUCCUCUGCUGAUCCGUUGGUACUCAAAUGGGAAAAGCGGAAGAGACCCUCCACGGCGUACGCUCCGUCCUUGCGAUCGGGAUGCACGAUGGCUCUGUGGUCGGCGAAGACCAUGGGUGUCCUCUUUGGAGGCGUCACGGACGAGGACACAAGCGAGGAGACGAUGGAUAGCGUAUUCCACAACGACCUGAAUGGAUACCAGAUCUCGGGAAACGGGAGGUGGGUGUCCAUGCACCUCAAGCGGCCGAAGAAGAAAGUCAACCCGCAGAAGAAGAAGGCACCCGUACAGCCUCUCCGCCAUGACCUUCGGGAGGACGAUGAAGAGCAAUAUGAGGAGCCUAGUGAAGAAGACGACCAGGAGAGCAAGAAACCCGCGAAAAAGCCUCCACAGGAAAUGACGGCAAUAGCAGGCAUACCACAAGACGACUCUGAGGUCGAUCCCGACGACCCCACAUUGACUGCACCUAGGCCACGCUACAACGCGAUGCUCGCAGUCCUUCGAAAUACGCUGUACAUUUACGGCGGCAUAUUUGAGAAGGGCCCGCGGGAAUACACGCUGGACGACUUCUACUCGCUGCAGCUCGACAAGCUGGACCGCUACACCUGUUUGAAGGCGUCAGAGAUCACUAUCGCAGAGGGCGACGAGGAGAGCUCGAGCGAUGAGGAUGAUGAGGACGACGAUGACGACGAUGACGAUGAAACGGUCAACGAUCGUGAUGAGACGGAGAGCGUCACAGUCGUCGGUGAGGACGAGGAGAAGGCGGUGGACGUGCUCGAGACCAUCGAGGAAGAGAAGGACUCCCUCCGCGUACAAGCGGCUGCAUUCAUGGGCGUCGCGAAGGACUCGACACGGUCCCCUGAGGACGUGGUCAGCACACCGCUGCCUGGAGAGACUCUCGCGAUGUUCUAUGCUCGAUCUCGGGAGUACUGGGCGCAGAAAGCGUACGGAACUACCAGCAGCGAUAGCCGCGGAAAGCAGCUUCGCCGAGAUGGCUUCUCACUGGCGGAGGAGCGAUACGCUGAAUACAAGCCUGUUCUUGCGGAGGUUGAGCGAAUUCUGGCGGAGGCGGGGUUGGAUGAGGAGGAAAUGCGGAAAGGCGCCGCGGCUGGCCCACAAGGCGCGAGUGGACAGAGUCGAAAUCGGCGUUGACACUGGAACUGUGAUCAUCACUGUAUACCUUCGUGUAUCAUAAAACACAAUUGUACAG
Molecule: messenger RNA, 2268 nt
Organism: Trametes versicolor FP-101664 SS1
Lineage: Eukaryota; Fungi; Basidiomycota; Agaricomycetes; Polyporales; Polyporaceae
Product: galactose oxidase
Exons: 16
Coding region: 162-2210 (682 amino acids)
Molecular function (GO): protein binding
Source: RefSeq, a predicted model, not a curated record